UCCACGUCCAAAUGCUCUAGCCCCGCCCCAAGCUCGUGCUACAGCGCAGGGAAGACGAGGCCGCGAGCUGCCGUCUUGCGCGCGAGGCCCGGCGACGGAGCCGCUCGGAGCGGUCGCGGCCAUGGCGGCGCCGCCGCCGCGAGCGCCGGGGAGCGCCGGAGGACGGUCGCGCUGGCCGCUGCUGCUGUGGGCCCUCCUGGGCCUCUGCCUGCGGCCGGCGGAGGCCCUGGUGGAGGGGCUGUACUGCGGGAAGCUGGUGUGCUACGACGUGCUCGGCGUGGGCCGCGACGCCAGCAAGGCUGAGAUCGCCCGCGCGUACCGGCAGCUGGCCUUGCGCUACCAUCCGGACCGGCAGCGGGAACCCGAUCCGGAUGGCAGAGGAGCCGAGAGCGCCCAGGAGAAGUUCCUGCUGAUCGCUACCGCCUACGAGACCCUCAAGGAUGAAGAAACUCGUAAGGAUUAUGAUUAUAUGCUGGAUCAUCCUGAGGAGUAUUACAGCCAUUACUAUCACUAUUAUUCUAGAAGAUUGGCACCCAAGGUGGAUGUCAGAAUAGUGAUUCUUGUCACUGUUUGUGCCAUUUCUGUAUUUCAAUUCUUUAGUUGGUGGAGUAGCUACAAUGAAGCUAUCAACUACCUAGCAACUGUGCCAAAAUAUCGUAUACAAGCUACUGAGAUUGCCAGGCAACAGGGGCUAUUGAACAGAGCCAAAGAAAAAGGCAAAAGCAGACGAUCCAAGGAAGAAAUCCGCAAGGAAGAAGAAGAAAUAAUCAAGGAUAUAAUAAAAAACAAAAUAGAUAUCAAGGGUGGCUACCAGAAACCCCAAAUCUAUGACAUUCUCUUGUUUCAAAUUAUUUUAGCUCCUUUUUAUCUGUGCAAGUACAUAGCAUGGUAUUUUUGGUGGAUUUAUUGUUUCAAUAUCAAAAGGCAAGAGUAUGGCGAAGAAGAGAAAUUGUACAUCAUACGCAAAUACAUGAAAAUGUCACAAUCUCAAUUUGACACUUUGGAAGAUCACCAGAAAGAGUCUUUUCUUGAACGGCAGCUUUGGAUAAGAGAAAAUUAUGAGCUUUACAAACAGGAGCAAGAGGAAGAGCUGAAGAAAAAAAUGGCGAUGGACCCUCGAUGGAAAAGAUACCGGCGAUGGAUGAGGAAUGAAGGACCUGGAAGAUUGACAUUUAUCGAUGAUUGACAUGUGCAAAACACGUACAAUCGUGUCACAGAUGAUUGACAAAAUUAUUCAUAUCUAAAAUGUUCAGAGUUUAACUGCUGUGUUUCAGCGGUGUCCUAAAACUCAGGAAUUAAUCAGGCAGAAAACUAGUAACAUUUUAUGUUUUUUAUGUAUAUGUAUAAAAAUAAAAGUAAAUAUGUUAAAUAUACAUCAUUGUUUUGUUCCACUCAUGAUCUGGUAUGGAAUUAAAACUCUCUGA
Python bivittatus (Burmese python) is the source of this 1424-nucleotide messenger RNA. It is a transcript of the gene DNAJC25, whose product is annotated as DnaJ heat shock protein family (Hsp40) member C25. The record is from RefSeq and is a predicted model, not a curated record. Gene Ontology annotation, cellular component: endoplasmic reticulum membrane. Gene Ontology annotation, biological process: protein folding. Lineage: Eukaryota; Metazoa; Chordata; Lepidosauria; Squamata; Pythonidae.